UCGUGCGAGGCAUUGUGGGAAGGGCGGCCGGUGCAGUCUCGGCUGCCAUCUUAGCGAUCCUUGGUGGUGCGGCCUUGUCUUUGCAGGCGGCCUUCGUUGCGGCUGUCCACCUCGCUGAGUGAUAGAAAGUCAGCUGGCUGACAGUUUUCCUUACCCCGGCUUCAACAAGACGGCCAACCUCUGUCUGGAGGCGCGGGUGAGAGUUUCCAGGAGCGUGCGGGGCCCGAGGCCAGCGGUUAGCCACAGCGUCGCCCGGAAGGAUGGGCCGGUCUCGGAGCCGGAGCUCGUCCCGCUCCAAACACACCAAGAGCAGCAAACACAACAAGAAGCGGAGCCGGUCUCGAUCGCGGUCCCGAGAUAAGGAGCGCGUGCGGAAGCGCUCCAAAUCCCGGGAAAGUAAACGGAAUCGGCGGCGUGAGUCGCGGUCCCGCUCGCGCUCCACCAACACGGCCGUGUCCCGGCGCGAGCGGGACCGAGAGCGCGCCUCGUCCCCGCCCGACCGCAUCGACAUCUUCGGGCGCACGGUGAGCAAGCGCAGCAGCCUGGACGAGAAGCAGAAGCGAGAAGAGGAGGAGAAGAAAGCAGAAUUCGAGCGGCAGCGAAAGAUCCGGCAGCAGGAAAUUGAAGAAAAACUCAUCGAGGAAGAAACAGCACGAAGAGUGGAAGAAUUGGUAGCAAAAAGGGUAGAGGAAGAAUUAGAGAAAAGGAAGGAUGAAAUCGAGCGAGAAGUUCUUCGAAGGGUGGAGGAAGCCAAACGCAUCAUGGAAAAGCAGUUGCUCGAAGAACUCGAGCGACAGAGACAAGCUGAGCUUGCAGCACAAAAAGCCAGAGAGGAGGAAGAACGUGCAAAACGUGAGGAGCUAGAACGAAUACUGGAAGAGAAUAACCGAAAAAUUGCAGAAGCACAAGCCAAACUGGCUGAAGAACAGUUGAGAAUUGUUGAAGAACAAAGAAAGAUUCAUGAGGAAAGGAUGAAACUAGAACAAGAGCGACAACGUCAACAAAAAGAAGAACAAAAAAUUAUCUUGGGCAAGGGGAAGUCCAGGCCCAAACUGUCCUUCUCAUUAAAAACCCAGGAUUAAAUUGCAAACUGAACUUUUUACAAAGAAAAAUGGAAAAACUUUGUAUUGUAGCUUCAUGUUGAAGUGUUUUUUUGUUGUUUUUGUUUUGCUUUUUGUUUUUGUUUUUGUUUUUUUUGUUUUUGUUUUUUGUUUUUUUUUUUUAAUUUGGAAAAUCUGGAAAGUUAGCUUGUUCUAAUAGGGGCUAUGCUCUGCAAUUCCUUUUCUUUCCCCUUCCUUCCAUUAAGUCAAAUCCUUAUCAGAUCAUUGUUGUCUUCUAAAAGUGAUAUAUUUUUCACCUGUUUGAAUUCUGUGUUAGUGGUCUGGAAAAGAGCAGAUCAUUUUAUAAAGUAUGGAUGGUCUGAUAAGGUUUUUACUGACCCCACAGACUUCGGAGUUAUACUCUGUUUAUUACAUCAUAAUGCUGGUUUUGCUGACUUUUUGUUUUUUUAUAUAUUUAUAAAAAAAGAAAAAGUUGGUAAUUGCAUUGGAAGCUCCCGGGGUGUUGCUGAACCUUUGUGGUAUAUUGUUAAAUCAGUGUCCUCAUGAUACUGUUGCUCUUGAUGUUCCUGAUACAGGUAAGGAAACAGUUGGUCAGCUCUAAUACAAAAUAUAUACAAUUCAGUAUUGUCUCUGUUCAAUUUGUUUUUAUUUCAUUGACAAAAAUCAAACCAGCAUUCCCCAUUGUGUAAAUAAAUGAUUUUGCUGAAUAAAGUAAGUCUUAAAUUCA
Molecule: messenger RNA, 1788 nt
Organism: Phyllostomus hastatus (greater spear-nosed bat)
Lineage: Eukaryota; Metazoa; Chordata; Mammalia; Chiroptera; Phyllostomidae
Gene: ARGLU1
Product: arginine and glutamate rich 1
Exons: 4
Coding region: 261-1082 (273 amino acids)
Cellular component (GO): mitochondrion; nucleoplasm
Molecular function (GO): cadherin binding
Source: RefSeq, a predicted model, not a curated record